AUGUCUACGGAGGACCGCCUCUUCUCUAACCUGCGGACUAAGCGGCGAUUGGAGCGCCUGCGUCGACGAAAGCGCGACACAGAGUCGAUCAGACGGCACCUGGAGGCAGGUGGUGAGUACAUUUCCAAGCGCGAAAGAAUUCGUCUAUCUAAAGAGAGGCUCAGGCAGAAUCUAGUUAGUGGAGUUAAGUUUUGCAUUGACUGUUCGUUCGAGGGCGAUAUGUCCGCAAAGGAACAUUCCAAGUUCGCCCAACAAUUAUGUCGAGUCUAUGGCGCUAACAAGAAAGCAGUCAGCCCUUUGAGUCUACACUUAGUUAACUUCAACCCAGCUGGUCUAUUGGCUGAAUGCUGUCGGAGAAAGUGCUGUGGAUUUGAUAACUACCAGAUCGGGUUUCAUGUUGGCUCACCAACCGAUGUAUUCAAAUCCCAGCGGAUUGUAUAUCUUUCCCCGGACGCUUCUGAUCCUUUGCUUGACGUUGACAAGUGUUCUGUUUACGUUGCUGGUGGGCUCAUUGAUGAAAACAUUGUAAAAGGGAGAAGCUUGGACACUGCAUCGAGAUUGGGUAUAUCAGCUGUGCGACUGCCUAUUCAGGAAUUUGCCCCUAGGGAUUGGUCUCCUCAAAAUCCUGCCAAGUCCUCCUCCCUCCCACUGAACAUCGUGGUGGAAAUCCUCCUCGCCUACCUGCAGCAUCGCGACUGGCGAACAGCCCUCGACCACCACCUACCUCACCGUUUUCGCACCCCAAGUAUCCUAGCCUCCUGA
Messenger RNA from Echinococcus granulosus, 762 nucleotides. Its product is annotated as RNA (guanine-9-)-methyltransferase domain-containing protein. Gene Ontology annotation, biological process: tRNA N1-guanine methylation. Lineage: Eukaryota; Metazoa; Platyhelminthes; Cestoda; Cyclophyllidea; Taeniidae. Gene Ontology annotation, molecular function: tRNA binding. The record is from RefSeq and is a predicted model, not a curated record. Gene Ontology annotation, cellular component: nucleus; nucleoplasm. The transcript is spliced from 4 exons. Bases 1 to 762 code for a protein of 253 amino acids.